Andrographis paniculata is the source of this 3698-nucleotide messenger RNA. Its product is annotated as peroxisome biogenesis protein 1. Gene Ontology annotation, biological process: protein import into peroxisome matrix. The coding region runs from base 1 to 3402 and encodes 1133 amino acids. Gene Ontology annotation, molecular function: ATP hydrolysis activity; ATP binding. Gene Ontology annotation, cellular component: peroxisomal membrane; cytosol; peroxisome. The record is from RefSeq and is a predicted model, not a curated record. The transcript has 17 exons. Lineage: Eukaryota; Viridiplantae; Streptophyta; Magnoliopsida; Lamiales; Acanthaceae.
AUGAGUAGGAGUUGGUCGGCCAUGGAGUUCGAGGUGAGAGUAGUAAGGGGAAUUGAGAAUUGCUUUGUGUCCCUACCUCUUCAGGUCAUCCAAACCCUUCAGAGCGGUUACCUGCCUCCAAUUCUUGCGGUGGAGCUCCGGUCAGGCGCUCGUCUCUGGCACGUGGCUUGGUGCGGCUCAGCCUCGUCCUCCCCGUCCUCGAUUGAGAUUGCUCCUCAAUAUGCUGAUUGCAUUGGAUUGGAUGACCAUACUUCGGUUAUAAUCCGGGUCGUUAGCAAUUUACCGAAAGCUUCAUUGGUGGCGGUCGAGCCGGCUACGGUGGAUGAUUGGGAGAUUCUGGAGCUGAAUUCGGAGAUUGCUGAAAAUGUUAUCUUAGCUCAGGUUGGAAUUGCACAUGAAGGAAUGAGAUUUCCAUUGUGGUUGCACGGACAAACUGUCGUCACGUUUCUUGUCAAGUCAACUGUUCCCCAGAAUCCAGUAGUCCAACUUGUGCCAGAUACUCAAGUUGCAGUUGCUCCAAAAAGGCGGAACAAUCCAUCUUCGGAACAGGGUCGUACAAUUCCUAAAGCACAGCUACGAGUCCAAGAUUUAGACAGUAGAUUCAUUUAUAAAUGCCAGGAGAAUGGUGUUGAUAUUGAUGUGGUGUUCACUUCUGGUGUUUUCAUCCAUCCAGAAACAGCUGAAAAUUUUUCUUUCAGCACUCACCAGUUUGUGACUAUAUCUCCAAGAUUACUGCCGAAAAAGAGCAUGAGAAAGAUGCAAACUAAAAAUACUGUAACUGAUCAAGAAGCCAGCAAAGAUGGUCUAAAUAUUAAGCAGGAUGAUCGUCAUGUUGUUCCUAUAUUAUUGUCCGAAUUUGUGGCAAAAGGACACAUUAUGCUGUCUCAAUCUCUUCGUUUCUAUUUGGGAGCAAGGCUACACUCUUGGGUACAUGUGCAAAGUUGCAACGUAACCGUGAAGAAGGACGUUCCUGCAGUGUCAAUUUCACCUUACCAUUUCAAGAUUUAUCAAAAUGAUGAGAUGGUUGAGAAUGGCCCUGAAGAAGUAAAGAACCAAGAGAAUUUUAAAGGACAAGAUGCACUUCAAAGAAUCAACACAACUUCUGAAAUGGGUAUUAGCAAUUGGUCUCUACAUGAUAAGCUAGCGGCAGCUCUCUCAAGUAGAUCUUCCCCUGAUGGGGUUGAAAACAUUACUGAGACUGGAGUAAACCAGACUAAGGUUGGGCAUCCAAAUGGUUUACAAUCUCUUUUACAUGUGUGGUUUCAAGCUCAGUGUCAUAUCGAUAUCUCAAAUUCUGCUGAGAACUUGAGUUCAUUGGUUGUAGGAAGCAAGACAUUGCUUCACUUAAAAGUCAAAAUUGACCAAUUGCCUAGAUAUGGGAAGGUUCUAGCAUCAAGUAACAAAUUGCCCCCAAACAAAAAGCUAGCUGAAAAACCAUCAGUUGAUGUCAUUUAUAUUUUAUCCUUCUCGGAAGAAUCAAUGCAUGUUGAAGACAUUGUUGUAUACGAUCUAGCAUUUGAAAAGAGUACCAUUGACAAUUGUAUUUCAGAAGAGUUAAACGAGAGGCUUGGAAAGCUGCAAUUGGGUGAUCUUUUAUUCUCUCAUGCAGCCAGUGAAUCAAUCCAUGACAACUUCCUUAGCGCUGGAGUUUCUUCAUUGGAUUGGAUGGGUACAGCACAGUCUGAUGUAAAUUACAGAUUAACAGCUUUACUGGCCCCUUCUUCUGGAAUUUUGUUCAGCAACUACAAUCUUCCAUUGCCUGGACAUAUCCUUAUCUGUGGACCUUCAGGUUCUGGAAAAACGUUAUUGGCCAAAGUCUCUGCCAAGUCCAUUGAAGGAUGUAAAGAUAUACUGGCUCAUAUAGUUUUCAUAUCUUGCUCUAGGCUCACUUUGGAGAAGCCUUCAAGUAUCCGUCAAACCCUUUCUGUUCGUAUUUCUGAAGCUUUAGAUCAUGCUCCAUCCAUUGUUAUCUUGGAUGAUCUUGAUAGUCUCAUUGCACCAUCCUCGGAUUUGGAGGGGUCUCAACUUUCAUCAUCUUCUACUGCACUUGUUGAGUUUCUUGCUGAUAUUUUAGAUGAAUAUGGGGAAAAUAGAAGGAAUUUGUGUGGAAUCGGUCCGAUAGCAUUCAUAGCUACAUCACAAUCCUUGAAUAGUUUUCCCACUACCUUGAGUUCUUCUGGAAGAUUUGAUUUUCAUGUGAAUCUUCCGGCACCUGCUGCAGCAGAACGUUCUGCCAUAUUGAGGCAAGAGAUUCAGAAGCGAUCACUGCAGUGUUCUGAUGAUCUGCUGUUAGAUAUAGCAUCGAAAUGUGAUGGUUAUGAUGCUUAUGAUCUGGAAAUACUGACCGACAGAUCAGUGCACGCUGCCAUUGGUCGCUCAUUAUCACUGUCUAGCAAGUCUGACUCUGGGGAAAAUGAGGAUCUAACUUUGGUAAGGGAAGACUUUCUGCAAGCAAUGCAGAAUUUCCUCCCUGUGGCAAUGCGUGACAUUACUAAACCAGUUACAGAAGAUGGUCGCUCUGGUUGGGAGGAUGUUGGAGGUCUUACUGACAUUCAAAAUUCUAUUAAGGAGAUGAUUGAGUUGCCUUCGAAAUUUCCUAACAUCUUUGCUCAAGCUCCACUGAGAUUGCGUUCCAACAUUCUCUUAUAUGGACCCCCUGGUUGUGGAAAAACACAUAUUGUGGGUGCUGCUGCUGCAGCCUGUUCAUUGCGCUUCAUCUCUGUGAAAGGCCCUGAGUUACUUAAUAAAUAUAUCGGUGCUUCUGAACAAGCUGUUCGGGAUAUUUUCUUGAAAGCUACGGCAGCAGCUCCAUGCCUUCUGUUUUUCGAUGAAUUUGAUUCUAUUGCUCCAAAGAGAGGGCACGAUAAUACUGGUGUGACAGAUAGAGUUGUCAAUCAAUUUUUGACAGAAUUAGACGGUGUUGAAGUCUUAACUGGUGUAUUCGUUUUUGCUGCUACAAGUCGUCCAGAUUUGCUUGAUGCUGCACUUUUACGGCCUGGUAGGCUGGACAAACUUUUGUUUUGUGAUUUUCCAUCACAGCAGGAGAGACUGGAGAUUCUAAACGUCCUUUCAAGAAAGUUGCCAAUGGCCAGUGAUGUCGACAUGGAAGGAAUUGCAUGUUCAACUGAAGGAUUCAGCGGUGCAGAUCUUCAAGCUUUACUUUCUGAUGCACAGCUUGAAGCUGUCCACCAGCUUUUGGAUGGCAAAGACAGCAGCAGCACUGGACAGAAGCCUUUGAUCAGCAAUGCAGUUUUGGAGACCAUUGCUUCCAACGCCAAACCAUCAGUUUCAGAAGCUGAGAAGCGAAGAUUGUAUGAUAUCUACAACCAAUUUCUCGAUUCAAAGCGAUCUUUGUCGGCUAAGUCGAGAGACGUUAAAGGCAAAAGGGCAACCCUUGCUUAACUACUCAUGUCUGAUAUACAUACAGGUGUGCUAUCUCAGCCACCAUCAGCUACACUCAAACUAUCUCUAAUUGUUUAAACAAGCAGUGUAUCUUCGGGCAAUGUAGUUUCAAGCUGAUUGUGCAUGUUCUAUUGCCCCCCAAUCUCAUAUUUAGCUUUUGAAAUAGCACGGUGAUUCAUGAGUUGGAAGCAUUUACAUACUGAAGUUAAUCACAUUGUUUCUUUGGUGAUGUAGGAACAUUGUGAUAGUUUUGUAACAGAGGAUUCUAUGUUGCAUAAAGAUUAUAUAUUUCCAUA